CGAGCCGCCGCUUCCGCUACGCAAAUCGCGUAACGCGCCGCGCUCCCACCUGUGGCCGCCGCCGCCUCCGCUCCGCUCCGCGCCCCGGGAGCGCCGCCAGGUCAGUCCCGCUCCCGCCGGACUCCCCCCCGAAUCACCCCCACCCACCCCCGGGCGAGGCCGGGCAGCGGCGCUGCCGCCAGCGCGCGUGGGGCCGAGCGCCAGCGGGGCCAUUGUGUGCGUGCCCCCCCCGGACGGGCCGAGCAGGGCCGGAGCCUCCCCGGUGCGGCCCCGGGCAGCGCCACGUGCGGCAGCGCUUCAGGGCGAGCGCCGAGCGCCAAGGCACCGCCCGGCCCGGCCCGAGCGACCCGCGCACCCCUUGGAGGCGGCGGGACAGCGGCAGCGCGGCCGCUCAGCGAACGCGGCCCGCGAGCAGCGCAGCGAGCGCGGCGUGAGGCGCUGCCGCCCCGCGGGUCCCCGCGAGGAAAACUCCGCUCGGGGCUUGUGAAGAACUGCGAGCCAAGGCACUGAAAAGUUCACUGUCUCCGCGGUGCUGAAAACAAGAGCGAAGGAGAGCCUGGUUGUGUGUGUCGGUGUUUACAAGUGGUUCAGGAUAGGUAAAAAGAAGAUGUCGGGUCGCCGUGUCGCUGCAGCGUGUGACAGACGACAGCUGCCCCGGGGCAUGGGGGGCAUGGCAGCCCCGCUGCUCGACCCGCGCCCGCUCCGCCUGCCCUUCCUCGAGGCUGACAGCCGCCUCCCAUCGAUGUGCGGGCGCUCGAUGCAGCAGCCUUCGCGGAGGAGCGUCCUGCGGGCCCGGCCGCCCCCGCCGCUGCCGCCGCCGCCGCUCGAUGCGCUCCGCGCGCCCGCCGCCAUCUUAGGGGCAGAGCGCGGGCGGCAGAAGGAAGGCUCGGCCCCCCCAAGGCAGUCCCUGCUCACAAUGUAUAGGACAAAAGUCAGUUUGAAAGAUCGUCAGCAACUUUACAAACUGAUAAUUAGCCAGCUGCUCUAUGAUGGAUACAUCAACAUUGCCAAUGGCUUGAUAAAUGAGAUCAAACCACAGUCUGUGUGUGCACCCUCUGAACAACUGCUGCACUUAAUUAAGUUAGGCAUGGAGAACGACGACAGCGCUGUGCAGUACGCCAUCGGCCGCUCGGACACGGUGGCGCCGGGCACCGGCAUCGACCUGGAGUUCGACGCCGACGUGCAGACCAUGUCCCCCGAGGCCUCCGAGUACGAGACCUGCUACGUCACCUCCCACAAGGGGCCCUGCCGCGUGGCCACCUACAGCAGGGACGGGCAGCUGAUCGCCACCGGCUCGGCCGACGCCUCCAUCAAAAUCCUGGACACCGAGAGGAUGCUGGCCAAGAGCGCCAUGCCCAUCGAGGUCAUGAUGAAUGAGACAGCACAGCAGAACAUGGAGAACCACCCUGUGAUCCGGACUCUGUACGAUCACGUGGAUGAAGUGACGUGUUUAGCUUUCCACCCAACAGAACAGAUCCUGGCAUCUGGCUCAAGGGACUACACACUUAAAUUGUUUGAUUAUUCAAAACCUUCUGCCAAAAGAGCCUUCAAAUACAUCCAGGAAGCAGAGAUGUUACGUUCCAUUUCUUUCCACCCUUCUGGAGAUUUCAUCCUGGUAGGGACCCAGCACCCAACCCUUCGUUUGUACGACAUCAACACCUUCCAGUGCUUCGUGUCCUGCAACCCCCAGGACCAGCACACCGACGCCAUCUGCUCCGUCAACUACAACGCCAGCGCCAACAUGUACGUGACAGGCAGCAAGGAUGGCUGCAUCAAACUCUGGGAUGGCGUCUCCAACCGCUGCAUCACCACCUUUGAGAAGGCACACGAUGGAGCUGAAGUGUGUUCUGCUAUUUUUUCCAAAAAUUCCAAGUAUAUUUUGUCCAGUGGGAAAGACUCUGUGGCUAAGCUCUGGGAGAUAUCCACUGGUCGGACGCUGGUGAAAUACACAGGUGCAGGUCUGAGUGGGCGCCAGGUGCACAGGACUCAGGCUGUGUUCAACCACACAGAGGAUUACGUGCUGCUGCCAGACGAAAGGACCAUCAGCCUGUGCUGCUGGGACUCCCGGACUGCGGAGCGCAGGAACCUCCUGUCCCUGGGCCACAACAGCAUCGUGCGCUGCAUCGUGCACUCCCCCACCAACCCCGGCUUCAUGACCUGCAGCGACGACUACAGGGCCAGGUUCUGGUACAGGAGGUCCACCACAGACUGAGGGGAGCUCUCCAGCAGCAAUCCCAGCUCCUGCUCCCUGUGUGAUGGUGCUGCUGCCUCCGGGGAAGCUGUGCUGGGCCCCUUUGGAUUCUGUCAGACGUGGCAGGAAUGUAACAAAUAUUGAGACUCUUCACCCCACACUAAUUUUUUUUAUUAGUGUGCGUGGUUUAAUUUUUGUAAGUCAUCUCUAAUUGUACUGAAGGGAGGGGGUGGAGAAUAAAAUGGUCCUGGCAGAAAGGGCUAAGCUUGUUCCCCCUGCCUGUGAAUCACACACAAGGUAAUGGGACUGUGUCCUCUCAGAAGGAGCCAGUUCUGCUCUGUGUCGUGUCUGUGCAAUCCCACUGAACUCUGCUAGAGAAUAGAUCACACAAAGAGCAGCAGAACUUGGUGUAGAAACUUCAACGAAGCCUUAAGCUGCCUUCAGCCACAAUUCAUUGUUUGUAAAGCUCUGGUUUGUAUCUUUCAGUCUGGGGUUUUGGUGAAUUCUUUUUUGUGGUUUUUGUUCAUUGGCCAAGUAGGCCUUCAGUUCUCAGUUGUGCCAUAAGAAUUCAAACAGGAUUUUUAAUUGUUUAGAUGAAUUCAAGAAACGGUUUUCUAGUUCUUGUGUUAAAGUCAGACUUCAUCUCAUCCUCUUUUGAAUUUAUCUUAACAAGUGGGACCUCAAAACAAAUUCCUAAUAAUUUUAAGGAAUAUCCACAUUGCAAUUAAAAUGUGACAGUGCUGCUGCAGGUGAAAACAAGAAUAAUUUUGCCUUAGAGACCUUUAAUAUCCUCUCAAAGAAAGAAACUUGUGCAUCUGAACUUUUGUAUGUGUACCUCAGAAAUGUCACUGAGAAAUCUUCAUCUAUGUCUGUUACACAGCACUUGAAUUACAUUCUUUUUUAAUUAGUCACAAACCCAGUGCCCAUCGUUGAGAAACUGUGCUUACAACUUCUCUGAGUUGGAAGAUUCACUACUUAUUCUCCCAGAGAUCUGCCUGAGCAGAGUCUUAAACUUGUUUUUUGAGGCCGCCUCGUGCAGAGCUCUUGGGCAUCACAGCUGGGAGGUUCCUUUGGUCAGAGCUCAGCACUUGCCUUUGUGAGGGUGUUUAAGUGUGAGGUGGUUCUUGCUGCUGGAUUAAUUUCCAUUACACUGAGGAAUUGUCAAGGGCUGGUGAGGGUACAGGUUUUGUCUGUAUUUAAAUAAAGAUUGCCUUUUAAAAAGCUCUUUGAUACAUAAA
Molecule: messenger RNA, 3429 nt
Organism: Taeniopygia guttata (zebra finch)
Lineage: Eukaryota; Metazoa; Chordata; Aves; Passeriformes; Estrildidae
Gene: CSTF1
Product: cleavage stimulation factor subunit 1
Biological process (GO): mRNA 3'-end processing
Cellular component (GO): mRNA cleavage stimulating factor complex
Molecular function (GO): protein binding; RNA binding
Source: RefSeq, a predicted model, not a curated record